CGUCCGGGUGGGUCAAGGCCAGGAAAGUAGCACUUGUUCGCUGCUGCCCAGAAGGCUAGAAGCCGAGGCGCCAGGAGCGGCAUGGCGACUUGGUCCCAGCCGGACUCGGGUUUCUCUGGAAACCCCCCUGGUAAGUGUGGAGGAGGCGGGACACUCUGACCCAAGACAAAAGGCCUGUAGCUCCAGCCAAAGAAAAUAAACCUUAGGAAGGAGAAGGAGAAAAAAAAAAUCAUCAGCUGUUUCUGAGAACAGCCUGCAGUGGAAUCUACAGAAUCUACAGAGAGGACAACUAAUGUGAGUGAGGAAGUGACUGUAUGUGGACUGUGGAGACAGUAAGUCACGUGGGCCUUGAGGGCCUGGACUGGGUUAGCAACAGUUGUACUUUCAGAGGUGAGGUGUCAAGAAGGGAAAAGUGAAUGUGGUCUGGAGUGUGGCCUUGGCUCCAAGGGGUGUGUUUUCCUCUGAGGCCAUCAGGGAGCUCAGCCCCUGUGUUCUGCCAGGGUGGGGUACAGGGUUUGGCACUGAGGAGGGUGACUUGCUGGCUGGAGCAGCAGAGCAGUGGCCUUGAUUUGUCUUUCAGAAGAUUUAAAAACCAAAAAACAUAAACAUUCUGGUCCUUCAGCAAUGCUUUCUCUGAAGAAAUACUUAACGGAAGGACUCCUCCAGUUCACCAUUCUGCUCAGUUUGAUUGGGGUGCGGGUGGACGUGGAUACUUACCUGACCUCACAGCUCCCCCCGCUUCGGGAGAUCAUCCUGGGGCCCAGUUCUGCCUAUACUCAGACCCAGUUCCACAACCUGAGGAAUACCUUGGAUGGCUAUGGUAUCCACCCCAAGAGCAUAGACCUGGACAAUUACUUCACUGCCCGGCGACUCCUCAAUCAGGUGAGGGCCCUGGACAGGUUCCAGGUGCCAACUACUGAGGUUAACGCCUGGCUGGUCCACCGGGAUCCAGAGGGGUCUGUCUCUGGCAGCCAGCCCAGCUCAGGCCUCGCCCUCGAGAGUUCCAGUGGUCUCCAAGAUGUGACAGGCCCAGACAACGGGGUGCGAGAAAGCGAAACGGAGCAGGGAUUCAGUGAAGAUUUGGAGGAUUUGGGAGCUGUAGCCCCUCCAGUCAGUGGAGACUUAACCAAAGAGGACAUAGAUCUGAUUGACAUCCUUUGGCGACAGGAUAUUGACCUGGGGGCUGGGCGUGAGAUUUUUGACUACAGUCAUCGCCAGAAGGAGCAGGAUGUGGAUAAGGAACUGCAAGAUGGAGCAGAGCAAGAGGACACAUGGCCAGGCGAGGGUGCAGAAGCUCUGGCACGAAACCUGCUAGUGGAUGGAGAGACUGGGGAGAGCUUCCCUGCACAGGUGCCUGGUGGGGAGGACCAGACAGCCCUGUCCUUGGAAGAGUGCCUUAGGCUGCUGGAGGCCACCUGCCCCUUUGGGGAGAAUGCCGAGUUUCCGGCAGACAUUUCCAGCAUAACAGAAGCAGUGCCUAGUGAGAGUGAGCCCCCAGGUCUUCAGAACAACCUUUUGUCUCCUCUCCUGACUGGGACAGAGUCACCAUUUGAUUUGGAACAGCAGUGGCAAGAUCUCAUGUCCAUCAUGGAAAUGCAGGCCAUGGAAGUGAACACAUCAACAAGUGAAAUCCUGUAUAAUGCCCCUCCAGGAGACCCACUGAGCACCAACUACAGCCUUGCCCCCAACACUCCCAUCAAUCAGAAUGUCAGCCUGCAUCAGGCAUCCCUGGGGGGCUGCAGCCAGGACUUCUCACUCUUCAGCCCGGAGGUGGAGAGCCUGCCUGUGGCCAGUAGUUCCACGCUGCUCCCGCUGGUCCCCAGCAAUUCCACCAGCCUCAACUCCACCUUUGGUUCCACCAACCUGGCGGGGCUCUUCUUUCCACCACAGCUCAAUGGCACGGCCAAUGACACAGCCGGUCCUGAGCUGCCUGAUCCGCUGGGGGGUCUAUUAGAUGAAGCCAUGCUGGAUGAAAUCAGCUUGAUGGACCUGGCCAUUGAAGAAGGCUUUAACCCAGUGCAGGCCUCCCAGCUCGAAGAAGAAUUUGAUUCUGACUCAGGCCUCUCCUUGGACUCCAGCCAUAGCCCUUCCUCCCUGAGCAGCUCUGAAGGUAGUUCCUCUUCCUCCUCCUCUUCCUCCUCCUCUUCCUCCUCCUCUGCUUCUUCCUCAGCCUCUUCCUCCUUUUCUGAGGAAGGUGCGGUUGGCUAUAGCUCUGACUCUGAGACCUUGGAUCUGGAAGAGGCUGAGGGCGCUGUGGGCUACCAGCCUGAGUAUUCCAAGUUCUGCCGCAUGAGCUAUCAGGACCCGUCUCAGCUCUCCUGCCUGCCCUACUUGGAGCACGUUGGGCACAACCACACGUACAACAUGGCGCCCAGUGCCCUCGACUCUGCUGACCUGCCACCCCCCAGCACUCUCAAGAAGGGCAGCAAGGAGAAGCAGGCCGACUUCCUGGACAAGCAGAUGAGCCGGGAUGAGCAUCGAGCCCGAGCCAUGAAGAUCCCGUUUACCAAUGACAAGAUCAUCAACCUGCCUGUGGAGGAGUUCAACGAGCUGCUGUCCAAGUACCAGCUGAGUGAGGCCCAGCUGAGCCUCAUCCGUGACAUCCGGCGCCGCGGCAAGAACAAGAUGGCGGCGCAGAACUGCCGCAAGCGCAAGCUGGACACCAUCUUGAACCUGGAGCGGGACGUGGAGGACCUGCAGCGUGAUAAAGCUCGGCUGUUGCGGGAAAAGGUGGAGUUCCUCCGGUCCCUGCGGCAGAUGAAGCAGAAGGUCCAGAGCCUGUACCAGGAGGUGUUUGGGCGGCUGCGGGAUGAGAAUGGGCGGCCCUAUUCGCCCAGUCAGUAUGCGCUCCAGUAUGCUGGGGACGGCAGCGUCCUCCUCAUUCCCCGCACCUUGGCCGACCAGCAGGCCCGGCGGCAGGAGAGGAAGCCGAAGGACCGGAGAAAGUGAGCCUGGGGAGGAAGGGGGUUGAUGCUCACCGAGAUGGGAACUGGAGAAGGGCUGGGCCUGGACCUGGACCUACAGCGGGGACUUUAAUGCCUUCUUAUCUAAUAGAUCUUCACAGAGGGGACGACUGCGGGUCAGUGGACAGGACGAGGCAGGCGCUGUCUGGUUCAGCUUCCCCCGCUGAGGGGAGUGGAAGUGGCCAGACCGUUUGGGUGGACAGGGUCCUCACUCCUUCCCCUUUCCUUCAGGGGAAGGGUGGUGCUGGCAUUGCUGGAAGCGGACAGAUGGGAAGGAAGGGACUUGUGAGCGGAGGGGGAGGUAGUAGAAAGUCAGUCUCAUUUCCUGGAGGGAAAGGAAGGAAGGAAGGAAGGGGAAGAAAAAUCAAAGCGGGAAGAAAAUCAAAGGGCAGGUUAAGUUGACUCUGGCCAGGAUUCCAGGCAUCAGGUUUUAGGGGAGACCAUUUGGUGUGAGUAAACCCCACUUCACCCCAGGGGAGGGGUGGAACACGGAGUGGGUUCUGGAAGGGGCUUCUGAACUCUCCUGCCCCUGCACUUUGGCAUCCCUGAAGGGGAGCUCUUGGAUGAUAUUUUCUGUGAGGUUUCAGUCAUAGGGGAGCCACUGGGACCCGACACUGACUUGAAGAGUUAGGAUGAAACAGUAAACAGGCAAGGGUCACAGGCCCUGUGUUGCAGCAGCCCCAACCAAGCAUGUCACUCAACUGCCCUGCCAUCCAUCUUCCUCUGUGCCCAGUCACCCCUGAGCCGAGGCUCCCACAUCUCCAUCAGAGCCUGCAUGCGAAUGCUGUUCUCCUCCUGCCCGUGUGCCCCCGCCCCUCACUGGCUGCCUGGAGUUCUUCUGCAGCUGGGGUGCUGGCAGUGCCCCCAGUGCUGGGCCUGCAGCCUCCUGGAAGCUGCUCUGAGGCAGGGGGAUGAUGUGGAGAAGCCAGGCAGUAUUCAGCACAACAUUGGGGAGUGACCCUUCCCUCAGGCCUCCCCUCCCAACAACUGGGCUUGUCACUGGAAAGAAAAAAUAUGAAACCCAGCAACGACGACAAAAACUAGUCCUUUUAGAGUUUCUUGCGCUUUGAUUUUUUUUUUUUUUAGGGUUUGAGCCCUGUUUCACUUGUAGGGUCUAGAAUGCUUGUGUUGAGUAAAAAGGAGAUACCCCAAUAUUCAAAGCUGCUAAAUGUUCUCUUUGCCAUAAAGACUCCGUGUAACCGUGUGAACACUUGGGAUUUUUCUCCUCUGUCCCGAGGUCUCUUGUCUGCUUUCUUUUUGGGUUUCUUUCUAGGAGAAUGAGAAGUGCAUGUAAGAGGGGCUGAGGGUACCCCUUCCCCAAGGCUAUUGGCCGCAGGCAGCUUCUCCGUACCCCGGUUUAGCAAGGGCUUCUGGCGGACCGCCUGGGGGAGGCAGAGAGGGGAGUGCCAAGGUGACCAGGUGGUUCCUGGACCCAUGUCUUUGUUUCCUACUGCUGUCCCACCUCUGCCUGGGUCUAGAGUACUGUCUGCCCCAGACUAACAGGAAUGAGUUCAAGUGGGGGGAAGCACUGAUUCUCUUCCCCACUUGGAGGGGGAGGCGUUCUAACUGAGCAGUAGGGAUAGAAGGCAUGAGCCUGGGAAGUGCUUUUAUAAAUUAUUUCCUUGUAGAUUUAUUUUUAAUUUAUCUCUGUGACCUGCCAGGGAGAGGAGAGAGAGAGAAAGAAAGAUGCUGUGAGCACAUGACAAAAUAAAAUAAAAUGAAUGAUUCAUUCUCAAGUGCAAUUUUUCCCUAUUUUGAAUUUAAACUGAGUGUAAAGGAAAUAGGCCCCAAGAGGAGAGCACUGACCAUUGUGUGGCCAAGGCAAAGCUCUUAUGGGAAGGUGGGUGAAGAGUGGGGGAGGUUGACAAUGCAGUCUUAAAUACUGCAUUAAAUCUUCCAAAAAUGAGUUUAUUACCUUUUUGUAGGGUCUGCCAGCUGAAUCCUUUUAGAAGAAGGACUCAGUAUCCUCUGGCCUUUUUCUCAUAGGGCUAGGUGGGUUUUGUCAUAUGGCCCAGCUCCUUACCGGUCCCCCUGCGGCAAACUACAUUUUUAACAUUGACUGUGCUGUUCUUUCUCUGGUGGUCCCACCUACCAGCUGGAGUGUAGUCACAGUGAUGAUGGAAACCUGGGAGAUUGACGGACCAGCACAUGCCAAGCUCUUCAUUUUAACAGCAGGGUCCCAGAACUAGAGAAACAGACAAUUUGACCCCAGGGUUUAAGGCAUUUGAAAUCCUUUCCAGCUGAGGUGACCAGAAUCUUCUCCCUCAAAAAACCAAAAGCGUAUGAAGUGGUGGAUGCUUUAAGGUACCAGAUGGUUGUUAGAACUGUCUCAUGCCCAUCUAUGGUAGGUACUUUACAAAUGCCCAAGCAAUAAACAGCCACUUGGCAGUCUGUGAGAUUACCAGACAAGGUUUUGGGCUGGAGGCUGUGUUCUCCAUGAUGAAACCUGUGAUCUGGAACUCCCCAUGUACCACUGUGUGACCUGGUUCAGUGAUGCUACUAGAGUUUAUUCUGUGGGGUGAAAUAGAAUUCUGGGAAUAAGGCUGAGCUCUUGUUUCAAUUUACAAUGGCUUCCCACCCCCUCCUCCCCCCAACUCUAGUUGGAAGGGGUUGGUCAGUCCUAUUAAAUAAGAGCUGUUUCCUAAGGCAAAAAGAGAAGGCAGCAGAGGAUGAAAUGGUUAGAUAGCAUCACCGAUUCAAUGGACAUGAAUCAUGAAUUUGAGCAAACUGGGAGAUAGUGGAAGAUAGGGAAGCCUGGCGUGCUAUAGUCCAUGGGGUUGCAAAGAGUCGGACACAAUUUAGUGACUGAACAACAAAAUUGACUGUAAACCAAAUAAAACAUUUUGAAGGAAAAAAAGGCUAAAAAUUAAGUUGGAAAAACUGCUGAUAAAAUAUAUAGAAAACUGUGACAAGUAAAAUUCAGAGUAAUGUCUUUGUAUUCCUUCUAGAAACGUUUCUACCUAUUUUUGUUUAGUACACAAUUAGGCUUUAACUUUAGUUUUGCAACUUUUUUAACAUUUUUUUUAAAGAUUUUAAGAGAAAAAUGCCUUACCUCCCCUUUGCUAAUGUUGCUUCCGGUCUGAGAAAGUAUGUUUUGGUCACCCCCUUCCCUCAUGUCCCCUUAUGGAGAGAUGUACAGCUGUGUCUGGGAGCUUACUGAUUAGCUGGGGCUUUGGGCCAAGUUGGUCAGCACUGCUGUGGGGCUGACCUCUUUUUGCUGUUGGCAGGUGGAGUGCGUGUUCCAGCUUCAAGGCUUUUUCUGGCAGGAAGAAGAUAUGAGAACUCAAGUAAGGCCUCUGAAAGCUGUUACACCUGAGACAGGAAGUGAGACAAGGUCCUAGAGUUCACAGGGAGAUGAGUAGGCCUCAGGACCAAACUUCUGGGGGUCUUUUGGGGUAGGGGUCAAAAGCUUGCUUUGUCUUGACUUUAGUUCUAGGCAUCAUUCAAACUGAUUUUCCCACACAUCUUUAAUUAUGUAAGGCAGUGGAAGUAGAUCCCCCUUUUUUUUUUCAGGCUAUGUGAGGUCUUAGUUCCUCAAUGGGGCAAUCCAACCCCUACCCCCUUGCGUGGAGUCUUAAUUGCUGGACCACCAGUAAAGUCCCAGAUCCACUGUUUCAGUCUCUGCCCCACAUAAGGUCUUACUACUGAAACUAGGGCUAUUUCAGUAUCAAUAAAAUAGAUUUUCAAUAAAAAUAGAAAAAAAAACAGAACCGAGGGGGAGAAAAGAAAUCUAGAGACAUGUUCCAGUGUCAAGACCUGACCUUCAUAGCUGACUCCUUGCUCCUCCUAGGGAAAGCUAAACAAUUAAAAACAGCUGUUGAAUGAGGAGGUACUUUCCAUGGAGUCCUGUCUUAGGCUGCCUUCAUCCCUGUUUUUACCACCCACAGCUACAGCAGACCUGCUCUUCAGGUCUGUUUGGCAAGUAGCUGGAAAAACAAGUGCCUUGUAGAAAAGUGUCUCCACCAACCUAUUUUAACUCAUCCAGUAGGGACUGACCUAGAGCAACAGCUUCAGAAGCUCAGACUAAAUACAUAGUUCUAGGGCAUUGGUGCUAUGCAUGUACUGAAAGGGGUACCAGGUUGGGAUCUGCCUUCCUGGAAGUCAUUUUCACAACCAAGUGUAGACAUGCUCUAGGAAAAUCCAUGUGUUUGACUACUGAUUAUGAUGAGUGGUUAAGCCUUUUUUUCCUAUCCCUGAUCUAUCUGGGAAGUGAAAGGGACUCAGGCCUUCAACUUGUCAUUUUGUCAGUGUACCAAGCACCCUUUCACUUCCACGUCUCACACAGAGAUAUUUUUCUUUCCUCUAGUUCUGAAUCUUACAGUAGAGAAAGCAUGUGGGGACUGUGGGGAUACAUGUGAAACUUAAUGCGUGGUUUGAGUUCCAGUCCUUAUAUCUAGGACUUCUUUGAAAGUUCCUGUCUGCCUGAAUUAGUUGAGAAACAUAAAUCUAGUGUACAAGUUGUCUCCAGUGGAAUGAGAAUAUGGGCCCUUCCUGAAGAGGUGUAUUUUCACAAAUCAGUAGGAUAGAAACCCUUGUCUUCCUUUUUGAAUGUGCAGACAUAUUAAGUCUUAAAGUUGGUUCUUUUCCAAUCUAACUGUAUAAUGGAGUAGGUUGCAUGGUAUUUGUUACUAAUUCCAGUUGCUGUUUCAACCAAGGAAAUAAAAUAUAGUUCAUCUGGAGAGAGGGAGAAAAGACCCAAGAGUUGGGGCUAUGCCUUUUGUUUUAAACACAUUUAAUGAGGCUAAUUCAGUUGUCUUAACAAACCUUCCAAUCUUCAGCUAGGAGCUGAAGCAGUUACUGAAACUAUAGGCCCAUAUCCCAGAGCCAGGCCCCAAAGUAGCCCAGCCUCAUCUGUGGCUAUUCAACAGUAAACAGGGCAGGAUUGGUCAAAGUCUACUAGGAUUUUAAAAUCCUCAUGGCAUGAACAGUACUAGCUUUGGUACUAUCACAAACUAUGCAAACCAUCAAGGUCAGAAUGUAGACUCAGACUUGCUGGUGAAUUAACACUAGCUAUUUAUUAACAAAAACUAGUCAGCAUAUAUUGUAAACUUAAAUGUUUUAGCCUUGCCUCAGAGUUCUGCCACCUAACUGGCCUAAGCCAAAAAAAAAAAAAA
Odocoileus virginianus texanus is the source of this 8077-nucleotide messenger RNA. It is a transcript of the gene NFE2L1, whose product is annotated as NFE2 like bZIP transcription factor 1. Gene Ontology annotation, biological process: regulation of transcription by RNA polymerase II. Gene Ontology annotation, molecular function: RNA polymerase II cis-regulatory region sequence-specific DNA binding; DNA-binding transcription factor activity, RNA polymerase II-specific. NCBI's taxonomy places the organism in Eukaryota, Metazoa, Chordata, Mammalia, Artiodactyla, Cervidae. Gene Ontology annotation, cellular component: nucleus. The record is from RefSeq and is a predicted model, not a curated record.